This is a messenger RNA of Clunio marinus, 840 nucleotides long. NCBI's taxonomy places the organism in Eukaryota, Metazoa, Arthropoda, Insecta, Diptera, Chironomidae. The record is from the annotation of a GenBank genome assembly.
AUGAAUAUAAAUCAGUUCAGGGAAUGUCUAGAUUUGCUGAGUUACAGUGGAUUCACAUUAACUGAAAUGGAAUCUGCACGCAUUGAGAAUUCUUUAAUUAUCCUUCAAAAUGAAUAUAAACUUUGCGAUAUUUUCUUCUUGGCUCGAAUUGAAACAACUGGUGUUGGCUACUAUUACAUCGCUUUCGGAUACAUCAAAGAUAUUCUGAAGGAUCAACAAUUCUUUUAUAGCACGAAUGGAUAUGAGUGGUUCGUUCUACCACGAGUGAAACCAAAACGAAUUGAAAUUGCCAAGAAAAUCAAAAGUUAUUUCCAAGGCGAUCCAGCUCAUGUUGAUUUUGCUUGCUUAGAUCCUAGAGAAUUUGUAAUUGAAGAUGAUGGAUCUGUCAUCCCAUGUCAUCGCUCGUUAAAGAAAAUCAAAGAAGAAGACCGUUUGUCAUGCUUCGUUGCAAGAUUAAUUCACGAUUCUGCUGUUUUACCUCGCGGAGUUCUUUACCGACAGGUCACUCAGUGCAUUACAUUCAAUCCUUGUUUUCGUGGUUUGAGUCGCCUUGAAGCUGAAAAUUUAAAGAAUUUUCAACAUUUCCGCACACCUAUUAACGGAUGCAAUCAAAAUUUGCUGAAGAGAGAAGAUUACAAUUAUCAAACAGAUUUCUUUGAUACUAUCGAUGAUGACAAUUCUUUUUCUGCGAAGAUUAAUGACCGCAAUAUUGGCUUAAUUCGGUCAUUGAAAUAUCCUGGAAUGAUCUCAUUUCAUAAAUUGAAUUCUAUGUAUCAAGGAUUCGUUUAUUUAGGGAAUGGACAAGAGAAUUUAGACUGGCAAUUUAUGAUUCCUAUUUAA